CGGUUUAUACAAUUUUUUGAUAUGGGAGAGGGAUUUCACCCAGAAACUCUUCUUAUUGAUAUUAGUAUUCCUUCUUCAAGUAUGACUUUGGAUAUAAAACCACAUGUAAUAUAUAUAUUACAUGUGCAGUUAACAAUGAAGUCUUAUACCCUGAAAAAGAGAUAUUCUGAGUUUUGUACUCUACAUAAACAGCUCUUAGAAGUUACAGGCUGUGCACCUCCUGUAGAAUUGCCUCCAAAGUAUUAUUUAUUGAAUAUUUUUUCAAAACCUUCAUUAAUUGAAGAACGGAGGCGUGGACUUGAAGCAUAUGUUAUAGGAAUUCAUCGUAGUGAGGAUACAUGUUGGAGAUUAAGUCCUCCUUGGAGACAAUUUUUAAAGCUUCCCGUUUAUGCGAUUGGACGACCUAUGAUUUCAGCAGAUAAUUCGGCGAUUCAAUUGUCAGAUCAAUCAUGGAUGCGUCUAUUUCAUGAGACAAAAUCUCUUCUUCAAGAAGCUAAACGUCAUGUGUCAAGACGAGGAUACUUAGAAGGUGCAAUUGCGUCGCAGGUUACACGGGUUUCUUCAAUAAAGGGCUUUUGUACGAUUCAUUCUUCUUUAGAACAAUUAAGUCAAGGGUUAGAUAAUCGGAAUAUUCAUACAAGUAUUGGAGAGAGAGAAUUAUGGCGUAGAAAGGAUUUAUUGGAGAAUAUGAAGCGAGAAUACGCAUUUUUGGAGCAUAUUGUUUACAAUAAUAAUCAGAUUAAGCACGAUAUUCCUUCUUCUAUUCAAACAUGGAAGGAUUGUGAAACAUCGUUUACACGAUGUAAUUUGGAUAGGAUACCAGAGACGGAACGGACUCGAGAAUUAAGCAGUGUGGGAUUGAUUCAUUUGCAGAAAGAUAUCCUUAAUAAACAAGAUGAACAGCUUGGGGCUUUUUUACCAAUUUUGCGAAAACAAAAAGAGAUAGUUACAGCAAUUGCGGAUGAAUUGGAUAUGCAAAAUGAUAUGUUGAAUGAAUUAGAUGAAAGUGUUCAAAAAACUCAUUUAAAACUUAAAUCUGCAAAAAAAAAAAGUGAACAGUUAAAAUAAUCGAUUUUUUUAAUAAAUUGAUAUCCAUGUAUAUAAUUCAUAAACGUUAUAAAGAUAAUGGGUUUUGGCUAGGAUUUUUUCUUUUUUUUGAGACCAAUAGAAGAUGCACAUCUAUUUUAUUUAGAAGCAUGAUCGAUUCCACGAAAUUACUCACUCAUCUGAACAUGUCCAUUUGCCUUUAGGUACCGAAGUGAUAGACACGCAAUCCCAAUGAAACCAUUCUCUUUUACACUUUUCAAAAUUAGCAAAAAUAUUGCAAAAUAAUAAAAGAUACUUUAUCAUUAUCACAUGCAAUCAUUCGUCCAUAUGAAAUUUGAUUACAAAAACAAUAUCUUGGCUCUUUUGAAAUAUUACGAUGUUUUUUUUUAGUUUUCAAUUUUUCUUUAUUUAUGAUUUCCAGUUCUUUUACUUGUUGAUUUUCUACUAAUGCUUCUUGUAGGCUUUGUAAUGUUUGUUCAAUGGCAUCAAGGUGUCGUUCGACCUUAAACAAUCAACCUAGUUGAUUAUAACAUAUAAAUUUACUGUUUUAUGAAGUCUGCAUGUUUCUGUUAAUGCUAUGGAACGGUUUUGUGUAGAUAUUUUCAAUAAUCGAGCCAUCUGAACAUAUUUUUCUGGUUCAGCAGUUGAUACUGUUAAAGCAAGUUCGUCCAGUUGAUUUAUACAAACUAUUUAUAUUAAACUCUUAAUUCCUUCCUCAGUCCUAUUACUUGAGCUCUCAUCAUCAAGUUGUCGUAUCAACUGUAGUGAACGUAAUAAGUCUACAGGAAGAUGUUGAGUAACUAUCAUAAUUAGCUUCCUUUAAAUCGAAAAAAAUGUGAAAA
Messenger RNA from Pneumocystis murina B123, 1889 nucleotides. RefSeq lists its product as hypothetical. The transcript has 2 exons. Lineage: Eukaryota; Fungi; Ascomycota; Pneumocystomycetes; Pneumocystales; Pneumocystaceae. Gene Ontology annotation, molecular function: phosphatidylinositol binding. Bases 22 to 1068 code for a protein of 348 amino acids. The record is from RefSeq and is a predicted model, not a curated record.